This is a messenger RNA of Rotaria sp. Silwood1, 294 nucleotides long. The record is from the annotation of a GenBank genome assembly. Lineage: Eukaryota; Metazoa; Rotifera; Eurotatoria; Philodinida; Philodinidae.
AUGAGUACCAUUGAUCACGUUGCAUUUGCUAUGCCACGGAAUUCAGCUAAAGUUGCUAUAGAAUGGUAUGAAAAUGUACUGAGCAUGAAACGUUUUACCAUUAAUCAAGAAGACGAUCCAUUUCAAGGAUUCACUGUCCGUGUUGGUUCUAUGGGUAUGCGCAUGUUUUCAAGUGUCUAUUGGAAAUGUUCUGAGACAGGCUGUGGUGAUGCAGCAUCAAAGCUCAAAUUUGUUUUUGCCGAGUCAUUGAUUGAUCCAAAUUCAGGUAACUAUCAAAUACUUAUGUUGAUUUAA